GAAACCCUUGUCAGAGGAAUAAUUUGGGGGUCCAACUCGAGUUGGGGUUCUACAAGAACAAAUCGAGAUGGAAUCCAGAGAGCUCAUCCUCAUAUUUAUGGCACUAAAGAACAGCAAAACGGGGAGUCUACCUGUCAGCGAGAUUUACAACUUCAUGACUGAACACUUCCCUUACUUCAAGACGGCUCCGGACGGUUGGAAAAACUCGGUCCGGCACAACCUGUCUCUGAAUAAAUGCUUUGAGAAAGUGGAGAACAAGACGGGCAGCUCCUCCAGGAAAGGCUGCUUGUGGGCCCUCAACCCAGCCAAGAUUGACAAGAUGCAGGAAGAGCUGCAGAAGUGGAGAAGGAAGGACCCCGUGGCCGUCCGGAAAAGCAUGGCCAAGCCAGAAGAACUGGAGGUGCUGAUUGGGGACAAGCCAGAGAAACUCCUGUCCUGCAGUCCAGCUGGGGCCGGGGGCCCCUCCGUCUCUGGCCAGAUGCCGCUCCAGCCACUGCCUCUCUAUGCCCAGAAUGGGCAGGGGGCUCUGCCCUCCCCUCUGCCGGCCCAGAGCCCCCCCGCAUGCGGGAUGAAGAUGCUGGUGCCCUCCCGGCCGGAGCUGCUGCUGCUGGACGGCGACCUCAGCAUGGAUGUCGAUGCCUUGAACCCCUCCAUCACCGGGUUCGACCUGCAAGGGAACCUUUGGGAGGCGCUGAAGGACGAUAGCCUGGCGGUGGAGCCCCUGGGGCUCAUCUCGGCCUCCCCGACAGCUGCCCAGCCGGACUUCCUGGCCCCCUGCCUGGCGGAUGCCAACCACAGCGGUGACAAGCUCCCCCAGCACCAGGACUUACCCGACGUCCAACUGACCACGCUUUACUCUGCCUUCCUGGAGCUGGACACGGGACCGGCCCCCGCCUACCUGAACCCUCCGGGCUCCAAACCCGUUGCUCUGGUUUAGACCCCGAGCCAGACCGAGGGGGGGAGGGGAGGGGAGGGCAUAGUUUGGCUGAAAUCCUUCACCAAGUUCUGCAAACCAAAAGCCGGGCUUCCCAGCACCGGGGCCACCAGCUCCUCCAGCCCUACCUAAGUGCCUCUUGAAGUGCCCUCAUCCUGCAUCAGCUCACGGUGCCAGGGACCAAGGAACGGCUCACCACAAGCCAGGAUCAUCAGAAAGCACUUUGGCCGAGACUCCAGACCAGACCUGGGCAUUUUACAGCUCUCUGGCCCUUUGGCUGUCCCUGUCCGGCCGCAGGGAUUGUUUAUUUUUGAAGGCAACUGCUUUUUUCCCCCAAUGUACGUAUGUUCAGGUGUGCAUGCCUUUCCCAGCCCUCCACAAUGGAUGAGUCCCAGAUGCUCAUGUGGCACCCUGGAAAAACUAACUGGCCACCUGUCUUGCAGACAAAGGACCGAGACCACCAGUGAUGCCGUUUGCAAAACAGUGUUCAAAUGAGCUUUCUGGAUGCAUGUUCAAAAACUAGCCCAGGGAGGGGAAGGGAAGGGGAAGGGAGGAAGGAGAGGCUGCCUUACCCAGGUGGUGCCAGGACUGAAGACCCAACACAACUCACUUGGGUAAGGCUGGCAGGGAGGAAGACGUAGCGCCAGGAGGAAGCCAGGCGCCGUAGCCUAGGAAAACUGAGCCCCACCCAGCACCUGGUGCUCCAAAGACAGACGAUGGAUGGGGGCAAACCUCCCAGGAGACCAUGUUCGUCUGAAGCAAUUUUAUAAAAUGCUCUUAUUAACGUACAGAUCAGGAAUGUAGAACUUUGGACCAAAGUCUUCACCCUCUCGGCCACUUUAAUCUUACAAAGACAAAAGUAGGUCCAAAGGUGGUGAGGAAAGGGGCAAAAUCUUUGGGGAGACCUUCGAAGGAGUUUUAUUUAUGCAACUUGCAUCUCCAGGGUGCAUUUUCCCCAGGGGUGGCCAGCCUGAGCCACUUGGCAGUCCUCAAGCCUUAAAGUGGCCAGCAUUGCACACCCUUGGUCUAGCUAGCUGGGGAAUUCUGGGAGUUGAAGUCCACAAGUCUUCAAGUGGCCCAGGUUGGAACCCCUCCCACCCCCACCCCCCCCGUUUCACACCCAAGGGAUGCUUGAUUAAUGUACAACAAUCUCAGUUUUCACCUUUAAUGAAACCCUGCAAAGGGUAUUCAUCUCACAGCUUCUUUUCUUCCACUUCCCAGCACUCUGGAUUUUAUCAAAACUCAGCGCAAUAAAUUCUCUAUUUGCACCGUUCAUUUUAAAGGGAAGGACGCCCUCUAGUGGAGCUACUGACUGGUGAGGCUGUGGAAGUUACUGUGGUGGUUCCUUUGGCGCCAUCUAGUGGCCUCUUUAGGGAAGCGCGACAGAGAACAGAAUAGAGCUGAAAUGGGCUUUGGAGGUCUUCUUUUCCAACCCCCUCCUCAAGCAGGAGACUCCAUACCAUUCCAGACAAAUGGCUGUCUGGUCUCUUCUUAAAAACCUCCAGUGAUGGAGCACCCACAACUUCUGGAGGCAAGUAGUUCCACUGGUUAAUUGUUCUCACUGUUAGGAAAUUUAUCCUUAAUUGCAGGUUGCUUCUCUCUCUGGUUAGUUUUCAUCCAUUGCUUCUUGUCCUGCUCUCUGGAAGCUAAGUGGACCCCCUCUUCUUUGGGGCAGCCCCUCAAAUACUGGAACCUGCUAUCAUGUCCAUCCCCCCCUUCUCCUCCUUUUCUCUCCACUGGCCAAAUCCAAGUCCUGCAACCGUUUUUCUUCUGUUUUAGUUUUCCUAUUUGCUUUUCUUGGGAGAAAGCAGAGCGGGAGGGAGGGGUGUUUUCCUCUGGAAGGAGCAAAGGCCCCCCCUUGGAGUGGACCAGGGUCUGCCUGGGGGCCCCUUCAGGCUCUACUCUAAAGAGUCAAGACGAGGCAGAGGGCAGCAAAAGCCUCGGUGGUGCAGAGGACUAAGUGCUGUUAAGUGCUAGCACUUAGCGGCCAGCUGCCUGCAAUUAGUGCAAGUUCGAAUCUCACCAGGCUCAAGGUUGACUCAGCCUUCCAUCCUUGCGAGGUAGGUAAAUUGAGGACCCGGAUUGUGGGGGCAAUAAGCCUACUUUGUAUAGAACAACACCGCUUGGGGGGGGGGCAAAAGCCCUAAUAAGCAGGUAUAUACAAAAAAGUAUGCAGGCUAUUGCUAUAAUGCAUUGUAAGCCGCCCUGAGUCUACGGAGAAGGGCAGCAUAUAAAUUGGACAAACAAAUGAAUGAAUGAAUAAAAGAAUGAAUGAAAGAAUGAAAGAAAGCACGGUGCCAAGGUGCCGGUUUCUCUUGAUCUGCUGGUGCUCCUCUGCCCCGAGGCGUGCAAGGAGUGCCCACCACAAAGGAGCUUCUGGCUCAAGCCAAGAGAGAUGAGAUAUGGGACUCAAGGCGGCUCAAUCUACCCUGUGCUUGCCCAGACAGUGAGGACAAUUAACCAGUGGAACCGCAUGCCACCUGAAAUCGGCACUCCAUCACUGGAGGUUUUUAAGAAGAGACUGGACAGUCACUUUUCUGAAAUGGUAUAAGUUCUCCUGUUUGAGCAGAGGGCUGGACUAGAAGACCUC
Pantherophis guttatus is the source of this 3524-nucleotide messenger RNA. Lineage: Eukaryota; Metazoa; Chordata; Lepidosauria; Squamata; Colubridae. The record is from RefSeq and is a predicted model, not a curated record.